AUGGGUGCAGCUACGUCGAAGCCCGACACUGAAAAAGACGGAGCAUCCGUCGACAAGUUUGCGAUCGCGCAGACGCUGUCGGAAAAAAUGAAGCAAGUCAAGCCGGAUACGUCUGCGGCGAGCCCGGAUGUGUCGCGCCAGGGUAUCUUGGACAAAUCGAUUCAGGACAAGAUCCACGAUGAGCUGUCGAAGCUGCGCAAACAGGAGCAGGAUAUGCAGAAGCAGAUCGAACUUGCCCUUGAAAAGGAGAACAUUGAAAAGCAAGGCAAGCCCUGGUUCGGCAAGGACAAAGGCCAGAGCAGCGAACUGCUUAAGAAGGAGCUCGACCGCGUCAAGGCCAAGAUUGACAAGUGCGCUACACGCGAUAUCGAUAGCUUCCCUUCGCUGAAGUCAGCGAGGGAUGAUGUCGUGCAAUGCUACACCAAUAAACCGGCACGAACGCUGGACUGCUGGAAAGAGAUCGAGACGUUCAAGCAGGCUAUGGUGAAUGUGCAGCAGGACUUAAUGUCCGCUUGGAACUAA
This is a messenger RNA of Malassezia vespertilionis, 522 nucleotides long. RefSeq lists its product as uncharacterized. The transcript has 4 exons. Lineage: Eukaryota; Fungi; Basidiomycota; Malasseziomycetes; Malasseziales; Malasseziaceae. The coding region runs from base 1 to 522 and encodes 173 amino acids. The record is from RefSeq and is a predicted model, not a curated record.